GAGACUGACAGAGCAAACACAGGAGCUGAGGCAUUGGUUUGGAAGAGUAGCAUGUGUCCCUGUGAGAGAGAGAUGAGGUAAAAACAUUCAGAAGGAUAUAGAGAUGGAGAAAAGCAGCCUCAUGGAGAGCCAGAGAAGCCCUGGAGGCAUUACCCUGUUCCCUGGCUUAACUGCAGUUUUUGCUGUGCUUUUGUUCCGUAUGAAUAGAUGUUGUUGAAAGCCAAAGUGGAAGAGCAAACUUUUCAACGGUAGAAUGAAUCACUAAGCAGUGAGAAUAUCACAAAGUGUACAGAUAAUUCUACUCACAAAACUAUUUUAAACUGACAACUAACUUUUCAAUUUAAGCGUUAUGACCAGGGAAGAAGGUUACAGAGAAGAAUUUAAUUAUGACAGGAUGCCAACUUUGGAGCGUGGAAAGCAAGAGAAUGGAAAUUAUGUACCAGAUAUCAAAUCUAGUGACCUUCAGAUAUCAAAGAGAUUUCAUCCUUGCUUUAGUUAUAGAACAUGGAUCUUUUCUUUGUUGAUGGGGACUUGCCUUCUUGUUACUUCUGGAUUUUCACUGUAUCUGGGAAAUGUUUUUCCAUCUGAAAUGGAUUAUUUACGUUGUGCAGCAGGUUCAUGUAUUCCUUCAGCAGUUGUGAGUUUUGCUAUAGCAAGAAACAAAGUUAAUGUGAUACCCAAUUUCCAGAUUCUAUUUGUUUCUACAUUUGCUGUAACAACAACGUGUUUAAUUUGGUUUGGAUGCAAACUUGUCCUUAAUCCAUCGGCAAUAAAUAUAAAUUUCAACUUGAUUCUGCUAAUUCUGCUGGAAAUCUUCAUGGCAACUACUGUGAUCAUUUCAGCUAGGUCUAAUGAAGACUGCUGUAGGAGGAAGAAAAGUACCGUGUAUGACAGUACCAGCGUUUUGAACUAUGUCAGCUUUCCUACCCGAAUUCUGAAAUCCUAUUCAGUAAUUGAAGUGAUUAUUGGAAUUUCUGCAGUAUUUGGUGGAAUAAUUGCUUUGAAUAUGGAUGUGUUAGUCUCAGGUCCAUACCUUUCAGUAACAUUCUUUUGGAUCUUAGUGGCUUGCUUUCCAAGUGCCAUUGCAAGUCAUGUAGCUGCUGAAUAUCCAAGUAAAUGUUUGGUUGAGGUCCUGAUUGCCAUAAGCAGUGUCACUUCUCCAUUGUUGUUCACUGCUUCUGGAUACUUAUCCUUCAGUAUCAUGCGAGUUAUUGACAUCUUUAAAAAUUAUCCACCAGCAGUUAAACAAUCUUAUGAUAUACUUCUGUUACUUCUGAUGCUGAUGCUGUUAAUUCAGGCAAUGCUUACCAUUGGCACUGUCAUCCAGUGUGUAAGUUACAAGACAAAAAUGAAGCUGCAUGAUUCAUCUUGGGCAAUGCCACAGAUUAGUAAACAGGAGUACAAAACAAUGGAGGUUUCCAAUAAUACCAUAAAGGAUUUUGACAAAGACAAAGCGUGGAAAGCUGUUGUGGUACAGAUGGCUCAGUAAGGUGGAUUCAGCAAGUAGAAUAUAAUACAAUAAAUCAACUAUUAUAUUUAAAGCUUCUUAACUGUAGCAGUUUGUAGACAGUGCUAUAGCUCCAGCUGUAGGGACCAAGGAAUAACAAAAUUUAUUUUCAAGGUAAAUACUGUACCUUUCUAAUAAAUUUGAAAUAUAUAGGUGAAAUUUCUUAAUGCAACUUUAUCUUUUGUGUGAGGAUAUUAUUUGAUGGUAGGUUGCUGAUAGUAUCUAAAUGUUUAGUGUUUUGUUGCUUUAAAAGAUCCCUUUGGAAACAAGGUCAUAAAUUACUUAUGGGUUAUGGAGAUAUGAUUUUUGAAAUAAAUAUGGCAAUACACAGUA
Molecule: messenger RNA, 1840 nt
Organism: Chelonia mydas (Green sea turtle)
Lineage: Eukaryota; Metazoa; Chordata; Testudines; Cheloniidae
Gene: MLC1
Product: modulator of VRAC current 1
Exons: 13
Coding region: 350-1489 (379 amino acids)
Biological process (GO): regulation of response to osmotic stress
Cellular component (GO): cytoplasmic vesicle; plasma membrane; endoplasmic reticulum
Source: RefSeq, a predicted model, not a curated record